GAAUUAAUGUGUAAUCGUAACGAGCGAUGGAAACUGACAAUCUUGUCUUCAGGAAACUAAACUGAAAAUACAAUUUGAAGUGAUCUAGAACCAGGCAGUAGCUGGGGACUGGUGAUCUACAUGUAACUGUAGAACGGCUAGGUUUUAACGACGUCACAGAGAGGUAAGAUUAUACAAGGGGGGGGGGGGGGGGGUGUGUGUUAUAUGUCAAGUGCCUGCAUGCACUGGGAUUGAAAAAAAUUGAGAAACAUGCAAGUGUUUUAUAUGCUCCAAACCUUAUUGUGGUGAUGAUUGCAUGGGAAAAGUUUGUUAUCGAAUGAUAGUUUUUGAAAGAGAUCGAGCAAAAAGAACAUUUUGAGGUGUAAUGAAUUGAGAGGAUAUUGUUUCAAUAUUUUUAGGUGACAUAGAUUAUAAGUUUCAGGACACCUGCACUCCUGGGAUCUUGAGAAUUAAGAUCAGGGCAAAAACUAUCAAAAUUGACCAAUUUUCAAAAAUUUUCUUCUCUACAAUCUCACAUCUGUUGAAAAAAAACCCAGUCACAUAGAGCAGGAAGGCCUCUGCCAAAAUUGUUUUAAUUUCAUGAUCCUUGGGGUAGAGAUUCUGAGUACAAUGCACUCACUCCUGGGCCAAACUUUACAUAAAGUAUUUAUUUGUAAAACAUUUGAAUAACAUCUUCAUUAGUGCUAUUAGUACUGAAUAGAUAUGUUUAAGGAUAUGCGGGACGAUGAUCACGUGAUGGUUGCGAAUUUAUUAUAAAUUUAGAACCGGACGCAGCAUAGUUAAAGCUUCCCGAGAAAAAUCACAAUGCUGUGCAGACACACUAUAUGACGUCAUAAUAAAAAAGUACGUCACGACGUUGUAUCGCGGGGAAAAUGUCAUCAUAUUUUGUCGUAAUUUGCUACCGCUGUCAAGUGUCAUGUGUAAAUCUGUUGAUUGAAUUCUUGUCUAAUGAUAAAUUUUAUUUUAUUUCGUAGUGAUGACAAGUCUCUUUUUCACAUACAUUGCAUAUAUUAUAUAUAUGUAUAGUAUGCGCCACAGUAAUUUUGAUAGUAUAGCCUAUAAGUCACCGAAAUCGCUCCUACAUGCACAUGCAAUUUGCAUCUCUAGGCAUUUACAAAAAGAAAAUCAACCAUCUGUAAACAAUGCUUCAGUGCAAGUGUAAGAUGAUGAUCGUUUGUUGAUAUUUACUAUGAUAGUGUGAAACUAGAACUGGACACACAUUUCUCCGAAUCUUGCUUGGGAAACUUACGAACUAUUCAGGUGCUUUUAUAAUAGAUCCUUGUUUGCGAAAAAUACCCCCCCCCCCCUUAUAAUGACAAUCAUUACUUUUUGUCAAAUAUUAACGUCCAUACUAGGAAUGUUUAAUUUUUGCAAGCAUUUUCAUGUAAAUAUAAGUACACUUUAUCUCUCAAACUAUUUCAUAUUCCAAAUUAUUUUUACUAACUUUACGAAACACUGCUGUGGAAAUGGUAACUAAUGUAAAAAAAAAAAUACGACACACGUCGGAAUGUAUGCGAGAAGCAGAAGUGUGAAAAAGAAAAAGGUGCAAAGUCACAACAUGUGCGAUACAUAAAUACCUUGAAAAAUAGCAUGGAGAUGAUCGAGUCAAGUGACAUUAGCUACCAUGGCCGCGGAAAUGCUGUUGAUCUUGUAAAGGAAGUAGUAGCUCAUAUUGAUGUUAACUAGACCUAACCCGUGGUUUGAAAGAAGACGUAUUGUUUAGAGCUAGACUAGACGUUUUGUUCGAAGUCAUAUGUUUAAUAUAUACAUGUAUAUCUUAAAAAAUUAAAUUUUAAUUUGUUUUCAUUAACUCAAUUUUUGUUCCAUAAUCAUGAAAAUUCUAAAUAUUUCUGAAUCAAUAGGUUCAAAACAAAUAUAGUUUCUAACAAUGUAUUCCAAAACAGGCACGAAGAAUUAGGCUACCCCCCCCCCCCUCCCCCAGUCUUUGACAAUGAGCUUUUUUUUGUAGUGCAAAUAAAUUGAGACUGUCCCAUCCCCCAUUACUUUUAACAGUAGUUGUACAUGAAAAGAAUAUAAGCUUGAAAGUUAUUAAUAACAAAUAUUUCGCCAAGCCUAACCCCAAGUGAACAUAUCAAUGUAUAACUUCAAGGACGCCUACCUCAAAAUCAAGAUUAGCUUCACCCCUUCAUAUUUCUACAGGAAGUUAGGUAUAUGAAUAGCUUUUAAUUGCAGUGUUUGCAAAAAAAUUCAUUGACAAGUUUUUGAGCAGUGCUUCACUUAGUAUCUGGACUACCCUGUUUUUGAGUACCAAUUUCCACCCCAAAUCCUUAAAUUUUCCCAAUUUCUUAUUAUAUGGUUAUGUUUAAGCAUGUUAUUAUUAUAUAUUUUGCAUAUAUUCUAAAGAUUAUUGUAAAAGAUAUAGAUAAAAAUUCCAUCAAAUUAUUUGUUUUGAAUUGAAAAUCGGAAUGAUCUUGUAAAAUUCACAAUUUUCGAAAAGGGGGGUAAUUCAAAGCUUAUUAUCUCCCUUGUAUACCUAGAAAGUUACCAUGAAAUUUAUACACAUUGUACAGGACAUCCUGAUGGUGCUUCAUGAAAAAAAGAAGAAAUAUUCAGUGACGAGUUAUUUUUGGCCACAUAGCUGCAAUAAUGUAGCCCUCUCUGAUUUUUUUUUUUUUUUUUUUUUUUUUUAGGGAGAGGGCUACAACUCCUUAGGAUCUCUGUAAUGGUGCAAAUGCGGGAGUGAUUCACUCCCGCAACAUUUGCGCUCAUUCUAAACAUUUCCUGACUUUCUUUACGUAAAUAAAAUGAUAUUCUAAGUUUCUUAGUCAAUAUAUAAAUUUACAACCUGCAACUUUAGAUUUGUGAGGCUCUAUUCUACCGUUUUCAGCAAUUUCGAUAAAUUCCAAUUUCUCGAUUCAUAUUUGUGAGCCAUGUUUGAUGUACUGAAGUUUCAACUUCCGGUUGUCAAGUCAUUUGCAUAUGCCAUAUAAGGUAGUAUUUACAUCAAUGGACAAGUAUGGAGGCGAAAACUAUUUCGUCGGUAUUGAAAAGGUUUGAAUUUAAUAUCAAGUUAAAAGCCGAACAGCAGAGUGUAAAUUCUUUCUGCAACAAUAUCAUUUUCCUUUCUUUGUCGAAGUGGCUCGAGUAACUACAUUUUCGCGCUGAUUGUCAAUGUUUAGGCUUUUCAUUAGAUCCACCUACGAGAUCUCGCGAUAACAAGCAUGGCGGAGCAGACGAAGAAUUUUGCAUGCUGUACAUUAUAUUUAAUGAAAAACACCUUUAUUAGACAUGCCUGAGCACAAAGUUUGUACUCCUUUUGGUGUAAACAACAUUUGGGACUAAUACACAGAGUUUAUUAUCGGUUAUCAUUAAAAUUAUUUUGCACCAUUACGGAGAUCCUAUGGAAUUGUAGCCCUAUCCCGAAAACGUCAGUAUAAAAAAAAAAUUGGAUAGGGCUACAUUAUUGCAGCUAUUGGCCACAUUGUCCCGCAUGUCCUUUUAAAGGAACAGGUAGUCCUUUUACCAAAACUGUAAAUUUCAUGAUCCCAGGAGUAGAGGAUUUGGUACCAAGGUGGGGCCAAAAAGGUCAUAGUGGUUAAACGACUUUAUCAUUUAACUAAUGAUUAUUGGCACCUUGCAUUACUUAGAAAUGCAGAGUAGGAAAAUUAUAGAUUUCAUAGCCCUUAGGGCAAGUGAUAGUUUUAACUUAAUAAUCAGGUGACCGAUAAGGCCUGUGGGCCUCUUGUUAUUUUAGACAGCUAGAUACAAGGGUUGAUCCAAAUGUUUGUGGAAUUUCUCUAUAACUUUUUAUGCCUCACCAUGAAUAUUGCCAGAGCAUAUAGUGUUUGUCAUAUCCAUCUUCCAUCCUUCUGUCCAUCCUUCUGUCCUUCCAUCUGUCCAUUCAUCACUUUUUGUGUUUAGCUUAGUUUCAAAGAAACUACAUUGUAUUCCAGAUAUUUUUAUCAAACUGUAUAUGCUGAUACAUAUUGGUAACAUUUAUUCAAAUGCAUCAGUAUUUUUAUACCUUGACAUUUCCUUUGACCUUGACCUCACUUUUCCAUAGUUGGUGUUUUGUUCAGUUUCAAAGCAACUGUUGAAAAUAUUUUUAUGAGAACUCUUACAUUGGUACAUACAUUAUGUAUUAGUUGUAGCUAUUCAACUGUGUCAUUAUUUUCUGACCUUGAAAUUCCCUGUGACCUUGACCUCACUAUUCCCUAUUUGGUGGUUAGCUCAGUUUCAAAGCAAUUAAUGAAGGAUUAGGUAUUCUCAUUUCUUCGUGUAAUUGUAUCAAGAAAAUACCAUUACAUAUAUUUAUUUACAGAAUUCUGAAAGAAAGUUUUCAAAAAUUCAAAUCCCUAUUAUUAGCAAAACAACCUAAAAUGACAUACCAGUGUUACUUAUUGGUGAGAUUUUCAAAGUGAUUAACUAUAUGAGACAGCUUUCAAAAAGUCUACUUGUUCUCACUUACACAAAAAUUUAAAAAUCAAGACCGAUUUAUGGUUCUACUUUAAAUUUGGCCUUUUGCAAUGAACUGAUGCAACUACAGGCCCUUCUUAUUAUUCUAUCUUAUUACUCUGACCAUAGUAUAGUCACGGUUAGUUACAAAGGAAUAAAUACCAAUUAAACUGUUUUUAUUAUCUUAACAUUUAAAUACAUUUUUGUGAAGAUGCAUGAAAUGAUAUGAGAGAUCAUCUGUAAAUUUGCAACACACAGAGAAAAUGUAUUUAAAACACCAUAUUGCUGACACGUGUACAUAUUCGGGAUAAAUCAACAGAGUGGUUUCAAAUAUGUGGUUGAUAUUGUUGAUGAAAAUGGUAUUAAACCCAUUGAAUGGUUUUACAAUAAUCUUAGAAUAAAAAAGGUUUGAUUUAACGCAAAGUUCAAAAUCCUAAAAUGUGAUAGUUGGCAUCCUUGAGUGCAUGAAUUCAUGAGAGAAAAAAUGGGUGAAAUGUAAUAUGAAACCAAAAUUAUGUCUUAAUAUCAAUUGAUUGAACUAUGAUAAAACAUUGAGUGCAAGUUCCAUUGAUUUUACUGAUAAAUAUUAACAUUCGAUUUUGUGAUUUAUAACAUCAUUAGAGGGCAUUAAAAUUUGAUCAAUUAUUUAAUUUUGUAAAAUUCUUGGAAACACCCUGACUCAGCUGCAUAAAUUGAUAACAGAGGCAAGACGAAACGAUAGUAAGCAACUCAUGUUCAAGUGAACAACAGAUUCAAGAAGGGAAGAAGUUUAGUGGAGGAUGAAAAGAUGUGUGACUGAGAGUGUUCAUGGACUUGGUCCACUGACGCACUGUGUGGAAUAUUGUUGCUGAAAUCUGGAGCUUAUAUAGAACAGUGUAGUGCAUUUCAAAAUUCUAUCUAAUUAUAAAGAACAUUAAUACGAGAUGAGUGCUACACUUCUUUCUGAGGCAGAGAUGGAGAAGAGGAUCCAGUAUUCUCGUAAGAUUUUAAGACAAGGCUGCUGAAUGUAACAUGUUGUUUUAAAUGUCACGUCACGUCAAAAACUCCCCCAGAUUUCGCAACAAUGUGUAUUUUAUGCUGUUGUAUUAUCACAAAGAAUUUCUAGAAAAAAAGUUCCACAAACUUUUGGAUCAACCCUUAUGUAUAUGGAGUAAUUUGUAGGAGUAUAGCAAAGUCCUUUCAGGUUAUGUAAAAAUAUUGAUUUUCAAAUAUUUGAGGACAAUAUAGGCAAUCCACUUGGUAGGGAAUCCACUUAGUAGUGUCAUAAAUUGUCAUUAUAUUGAUUCAUUCUAUUGUUUAUACAUUGAUCGAGUGAAAAAAAAAGAAAAAAAGAAGGAGUAUUGUGGUGAAGAUGCUGCACAGUAAAGUGUGAAGAGUUAAAGCAAUGGUAUCUCCAUGGCGAUUACGUAUAUUUCCCAACAGUCGGCAGCUCCUGGUGGUUGCCUGCAUACUUUUUUUCUUCUGGUGUAUGACUCUCUAUCGGGUUUCCAAUAUCAGUCCUACCAGACAGAAAGAAAGCGAAGUACUGAAGAAUGAAAUAAUCGGCUUAAGUGAGAAGUAUGUCCGUGCUCUGUCGAGGGAGAACAAUGAUAUAGUGGAUGGACCGUAUGCUGGGCGAUUUACUGCUUAUGAUCUGAAGAAAACAAUGGCUGUUUUAUUGGAAAGCAUGCUGGAACGACUAAGUCGUUUGGAGGUGCAGGUUCACCAGGUGAUAAACAUGUCCAACUCCUCCAUUGUCAAUCUGACACGCCCCCUGUUGACUGACCAGACUGAUGACUCUCUCCAUGCUGAAGGAACUACUGAGACAUUGGGUGUCCCAGAACUCGUUAAUAACAAGGAGAAGCAGCUAGAUUUAAUUCUUGGGAGGACAGAGGCUUGCACACUCACUGAACAAGACAAACAAGUAUACUCAAAAUGUGAAGGAAAGCUAGAGUGGAUGCGGCAGAUGUGGCAGUCUGACGCUUGUUACGCCUCGUAUGGAGUGGACGGAUCAGAGUGUUCAUUUCUAAUGUAUCUCAGUGAGGUUGAAGGAUGGUGCCCAAAAAGGACCUGGAAGAAAAGUAUCAAAGUCCCUGUGGAAGAUGUUUCCAAAAUUCAAUAUGCUGAUAUAAAUGAUAACAUAGAAGAUUUGAUGAAGAUAUUGGUGGAUCCAAAUGAGAGACAGGGGUAUGCUUGGAUCAGAAUGAGGGUUCGCAAAAUGUGGCCAAAGUGGGUGACUGCUGUCAACAGAUUAAAAACAAAACAGGACCUGAACAAACGCAGACGGAAAAAGAUACUUGUUCAUUUGGGGCUUUUAUCCAAACAAUCUGGCUGGGGAUUCGCAGAAAAUCAAUUUAAAGGUGGUCCUCUAGGAGAACUCGUUCAGUGGAGUGACCUUAUCUGUACAUUGUAUGUGUUAGGACAUCAGCUGACCAUCACCAGUGAAACUUAUCAGCUGGAAAAGAUUCUGAGUCAGCUGCCUGCUGCUAACUCUCCGUGCCAGAGCAGGAAGGACCUUCCCGUUCACAUCAUCUACACAGACAUUGUAGGACUACGGCAAUUCAAGAGAUAUGUUAAAGGAGGCUAUGGUAAAUUCAGCUGUCUGCUUAGGAUUGUGGACUCAUUUGGCACAGAACCAGCUUAUAAUUUACGAUCAUAUGCUAAGGCCCACAAAAUACUGACAUCAUGGGGAGGACAGGAUCUUCUGCCACAGCAGCUCUUCACCAUGUUCCCUCACAGUCCUGAUAAUUCCUUUAUGGGAUUUGUGGUGGAGCAGCAUUUGAAUGACUCAGAUGUGAAGGGAAUUAAACGAGAGAAUUGGGCAUUGAUUUAUGGAAAGAAUGAUUACAUGUAUGAGAAUGAGACCAGAGUGAAUGUUUUCAGGGGCAAAAUAGAUUACUUGGAAACAAUCAAAAGAAGCCUGGAAGUUCAUGGUACGGUGUAUGUGGAUGAAAAGGCCAAAAAUAGACAGUCUUUUGUACCCAGCUUUGUCAUAAAUCAUGGCCUGCAAAAGCCUGAAGAUUUUCAUGUACUUCUAAGAAAAUCCAAGGUUUUUGUGGGCUUGGGAUUUCCCUAUGAGGGCCCUGCUCCUCUGGAGGCCAUAGCAAAUGGUGCCAUUUUUAUCAAUCCCAAAUUUUCUGUACCUCAUAGUAGUAAAAAUACACCAUUCUUCAAAGGCAAGCCAACAGCCAGAGAGCUCACAAGUCAACACCCAUAUGCAGAACUGUUUAUUGGUGAACCAUUUGUGUACACAGUCAAUAUCAAUGAUCAAAAGGAAGUCAUGCACACCAUGGAUAAAAUUCUUUUCAACAAAGAGUUCAAACCACACAUGCCGUAUGAGUUCACUGAAGAGGGCAUGCUUCAAAGAAUGAAUUCCUACAUCGAACAUCAGAAAUGGUGUCAGUUCCAGAAACAGGAGGCUAAAUGGCCUCCAGAAUCGGCCUUAUCUUAUGUAAUGGGAUCAGAAGGCCAGUCAUGUAAAGAUGCAUGUUGGGAUAAAGGUCUAAUUUGUGAACCUAGUCAUUUCCCACAGAUAAAUUCAGCUCGUUCCUUAAAGCAAGCUGAAGUGGAAUGUAGUCAAGAGGACUAUGUGGCAGACAUUUUCUACCCGGGUUAUGACCCAAACACCAUGGAGUGUUCCAUCCAGCGGGAGGAAUUAUUAUUCAGCUGUGUGGGCAAAAAAAAUAAUUUUCGUCGCUACUGUCCGUGCCGAAACUAUAUAAAAGGACAGACGGCUCUGUGUAAACAGUGUGUCUGAGUCACACUACUGGCCAAAAUGUACGUGUUGUCUUUUCCCAGACCUCUUACAGUGUAGUAAGCAGCCACCUGCUACAUCAAGUGCAUUGAUCUUCCAAUUACUGCAAGCCUUUUCACGUGUGAUUCAUUUAUUUUGUAUAUAGAUUAUGGAGGAUUGAAUCUUCCUUAUGAAAUAUUUGAAUGAAAAGGCAGGUCUCUCCUCAAAGUUUGAAUGGUCAGUCAAACAUUUUUAUCUUAAUGAUUAAUAUUCUAGUCUUAAAGUAUUGUAGCUUGAUGAGGAAAAUUGCUGUAAUUUUGAUCAGUGAUACUUGGGUAUAUAUUUAUUUUGUAUGUUACAUAUUUCUUUUACUUGCAAUUGAAUAUUUAAGAAAUCAAAAAUUAAUGUGCUAGAUAUUUUUUUUAUUUUAUUAGUAAUUGUACAAAUUUUAGAAUUAAGAAGUGCAUGAUAAUUAAAUGUGUGUACAAGAAUUUGCAUAUGCCCAUUCACAUGGUAAAUUUCAUAUUUAAAAAAUAAGUUUUGAUAGGAAAGCGAAAAUUACAUGCAAGUCACUAUAAAGUAUUAAGAGAAAUGAGGACCUGUUUGAAUGUCUUAAGUUAUUUUCAAGGCCUAGUAAUAGGAGCUCUAUGUUUUUAUAUUUCACAUGUGGAAUGAUCUCCGAGUAAGUUGUAUUGUAGUACAUAUUGUAAUGUCAGAGAGUUGAUAUAAAACUGUCUGUUAUAUGAGACAUUGCAUGCCAAAUUUAGAGUACAUGUAUUGUACAUGCAUAUUUUUUGCAUCUAUCACUGUACAUUCAAGAAAUACCAUCAAUACGAAGUAGUCAGAAGUUUAUUUUGUCUCAUGUGAGUAGAUACUGUAUCCCUACUCAUAUUCAGUGCAGUGGUAUGUCUCAGUCUAUUGGUCAAUGAAUUCGUGCUUUCAGUGCGGUGCUAUGUUGAUAUGUGUACUAGUAUGAUAUUUAUGUUUUGGCGACGGGCAUGAAUUAGCAUACUAAUCUGAUGAUUUAGCGAUAAACACAAAAUAUAAAUAUCACAGGUCUAAAAGACACAUUCAGUAGUAGGCCUUACUCUCAGAAAGGGAAUAGAUGGUCAAAAGAGUUGUAAGCUCACCUGGGUUAAAGGCUCAAGUAAGCUAUUCUGAUCCGAACUUGUCCAUCAUCUGUCAGUCCUUGUUAUCUUUUUGCAUUCUUCUUAAUAAGAACUUUUGAGCCAAUUUCAACCAAACCUGGCAGCAUGCAUUAUCUUUUGGUUAAGGGAAUUCAAUUUUCGUCAAAUGAAAAAUCAUUUCCCUUUCCAUGGUGGAAAUAAUGGAGAAAUAAGGAGAAAAUAAAACUCCCCAAAAACUAGAAAGCUAAAAUUUGCAUUAAAGUUUGAUGUAUAGGAAAGAUGCAAGUUUGUUCAAACCAUCAGGGCCAGUGCCAGGGUGGGUUCAUGAUGAGGAUUUAAAGUUUUACAUGUAAUUAUGGAAAAUGUAUAGAAAUCUUUUAAUUAAGCCACAAAGAUGCAACUUGUCAUAUCAAUUAAUUGCUAAGCAUUAAAUUUCAUUUCUAAAAAAAAAUAUGAGGGUAUGAACUGCAAUGCUUUACACUGGCAUACUUUUCGUGAAGCGCUAUAAACACACAUCAUGAAGUAUGCUGGUGUAAAACAUCUCAGUUCAAGCCCUCAUGUAUUUUCAAAAAUGAAAUUUAUUUCUUAAAUAUCUAUCAAAUAUUUAAUAUUCUCCUUCUCAAGAACCUUAAGACUACCUUUAGUCGGGUGACUAUGUAAGCAUUCUGAUGAAGUGUAGAAUCAAAUUUAUUCAAACCAUGACCCCUGUUAUUGGGGUGGGGCCAACUGGAAUAUUUAGGUAAAGAUCUUUGAAAUCUUGUGAGGAACAACAUGGCUAUUUAAUGUGGCUCAAUGAUAUUGAUGCAUUUUCAUGUAAUAUGCAUUUUACUUCUGCUUUUGCCACACACCCUCUCCACUAUGCAAAGGAUGAGGCCACUGCAAGGGGCAAUAAAUAAUCAGAGGUUCUUUAAAACACACACCUCAUCAACAAUGAGGCUAUACAAUUGGCCAAGAUAUAUCAUUUUCUCAGUUUAAUGUCUGCAAGUAAUUACUUUUUCCUAAAAACCUUGCACAAGAGGGAUACAUUUACACCCAUCUUGUCUUAUGUUCUCCUAGUAUGAGAAAUAUUUUUUUAGAAGAACUUCAAAUAACCAAGCAUUGCUCACUUUUUAGUAUAUUUUACCUGUGGCCAGAGAUGUCAUUGACCAACAAUUCAGUAUUUUCAUCAGUUUUUUGCAGAUCAUUGAGUGGGUUAUGGAUUUCUUUUCUUUCUUUGGGAGGGGGGGGGGGGGUAGGCUUGUGGGAGAUCCUGUUCCAAAAAUGUUGCAUCAUUAUUAUAAUGUUCCAAACAUAUGAGUCCCAUCUGUGUAUGAUCAAGAUGACUCAGGUGAGCGAUGUGACCUAUGGAGGUCUUGUACUUUCAUGAGGUCAAGGUAAAGCUUGUUUUGUUUGGUAUUUUUCAUUAGUAUUAAGAAUAUGAUAUGAUUUUGAUAUAAUGAAUUAUUGAUUGUGAUUUUACUGACUUUUCACAUAGCUUUAUUAUAUACUUCACUAUCAUUUUAUGUGAGCAUUUACCAGAGUAUACCAGCAUUUUUUUUUAUCAGAACUUGUUAAUGUUUAUACAUAUAUAUGUGUUAGAGUACCAUAUUGUUAACUGUUUGUUACCUGUUUUGAUGUCAAGUUAGUGGAAUUUGUUUGAAUCACGUUGAACUUUUUUAUACCAUGCCCAUAAUUUAUUGCUUUAAAUUACAUCAGGUGAAUUGUAUUUAAAUGUAUACAUGUACUUUGUUGACGGAAUCAGAAUGGCAUGUAGUGUUUGUUUAAUGUGUUGUCUGCAGAGUAUACUAAAAAAAGAGAAUUUUGGUCUGUUGAUAGUCACCAGCAGGUAGAAAUUUGAAUAAUUCUCUAUACAUGUAAUGUGUAAUGGGGUGGAGGACUGAAAUAUUGGCACAAAAACUGUUUUGUAUUCUGCCAUAUGCACAUGAUGUUGGUUAUGCAAGUCUUGACUCAUUCUUACAUUUAUCUCAUUUUAGAGGAAACUGUAAAGAUACCUUCAUUAUACAUGUACUAAUUAUGAACACAUAAAUACAUUUCAUCCAUGCAAAAAUAUGAUGUCAUAGACCUUCCCAAUAUUGAUUGAAGACUGACCGAAGGAGCUUGUAUGCAAUGAUAAGGUGUCCUUUUUUUUUUAAACCCCCCCCCCCUUCAGUUUUUUUUUUUCAAGAAGACAUUGUACACAUGAAAACUGUGUAGGGAUAUGUAAUUCUGUCCGUAGGUAUUUAAUUUCAAUGAACAAUAUGGUUGCUGUUACCAAAAAUAAAUUACUGAGUUAAAAAAUCAUUCAAAUUUCAAAUUGCUACAAUUUUGGUCUGAAUCCAGUGAGACUUUGUCCAUAUUGAGACUGCAUAAAAUUACAUACUGAAAUCAUAUAUAUUAAAUUUUCAUUCCUAUGGCUGCAAUUUAUCAGAUCAUUUCAUUAACAAAAUUCUAAUACUUCUACAGCUCUUGUUAGCUCACCUGAGCCAAAGGUUCAAGUGAGCUUUUUCUGAUCGAACGUUACUUGUAUGUCAUUGGCAUCAAAAACUUUUCACAAGUUCAUCUUCAGAACCACCUGGCCAAUUUUCAACCAACUUCGUACAGAGUAUCCUUGGGUGUAGGAAUUCAAGUUUGUUCAAACGAAGGGCCAUAUCCCCUUGGAAGGGGAGAUAAUCAAAAAAGGCCAAAAAUAGGGGGGGAGGGGGGGGGGGCAUUGAAAACUCUUCUUAUUAAGAACCACUAAGAGGAUCAUGAUUAGUUAUAUGAAUAAGUAAGCAGCCCCUGGUAGUUUAGAUUUGUUUGUUCCAAUCAUGGCCACUGGGGGCAGAAUGUGGCCACAAUAAGUGAACAAUGUUUUGAGGAAAAACUGUUAUAAUCUCUUUCUCAAUAGCAACAGUGUCAUGGUUAGUUACAUUAAUACGCAAGAAGUGCAGUUUCAGAUUUGUUCAAUUUGUGGCCUUAAGGGUCGGGUUGGGCCACAGUAGGGGAUAAAAGUUGUACAUAGGAACAUACAUGUAGUAAGAAGUCUUUAAAAUUUUCUCAUGAACAAAUCAUGGCUCUGGAAGGUAUGUAGGGUGGGCCCAAUUUGAGAUAAAAAAAGAUUUAAAUUUCAAUAUAUGGGAAAUGGUUUUUAAAGGGACUGGUUCACGAUUUUUGAACGAAAUAUUUUUUAUUUUUUAUGUGAAACAUUAAGAAUAUAACUCAUUUAAUGUUGACAGCCAACAUUUUGACCUUCUGAAUGCAAAAAUAAAAGGAAUAUUUUAGCUUUAAAUCUGUGUUAUGUAAACAAAGACUCGAGUCUUUUCAUGUAUACAAACACACCAGUGAAAUGUUAAUUUUGUAAUAUAAAGCAUCAAAAUUUUGCAUAGUCACAAAUUUUAACUUUUAGAUGACACAUUUUACCCGAAGAAUGCUUGAAAUGUGAAAGAUAUAAUCAACUUAGAUCGAUAACCAUUUCUUUUAAAAAUUUCGUAAACAAAAACAUACCGCAAUCUUUGUUUACAAAACAAACAAUGAACUCUCUAAAAUGAGCUUCUGUGAUAAUGUAUAACCUUAAUUUUUGUGUGAAAUCUUUUAAACACAUUAGACAGUGGAUUCUGAUCAUCAAAAGUGAAAAACAAAAUUUUGGGGAAAAUCGUGAAUCAGUCCCUUUAAAAUCUUUUCAAGAACUACAGGGCCAUGAUAAGUCAUACUGGUAUGCAAUCAUCCCCAGGUAGGGCAGAUUCAAGUUUGUUCAAAUUAUGAAAAUCAUAUUAGGUAAAUAUGCAAUAAUUCCAAUUCCCAAUUUUGUUCUUCAAAUUACAGACUUGGGGAUAAGGUGGGGUGAGAAACAAGGAUCAAAUAUUACAUAAUACAUGAAGAGAGGGAAAAAAUCUUCAGAACAGCAAGACCAUGUUAGUUAUAAUGAUAUUGAAGCAUCACCAUGUUGUGUGGAUUCAAGUUUAGUUACGUCAUGACCCGAUCAUAUCCAGCCAAUUUUUGUCAAAUAUUGCGUGGGGUUUGGUCCCAGUCCUCCAGACUAGUGCAUGUGUACAUGAAUAUCCUUGAUGAAAAUGAGAAAGUUUUCUUCUACUUUUAUUGUAUGUCUACGAUCUUUUCUGUAAAGGGAAUGUUUGACUUUAAAUAUAGAUGAAUACAGGUAACCAUAUGUAAACUAAUUCCCAGAAAAACAUACAGGGAUUUAAAAAAAAAAAUGUGGAAAUGCAAGAUGGGUGGUCUGUAAGACCUAACCAGUAGAGCUACAGUAGAAUGACAGACAUUUUUUUUGUUGUAUUUUCUAAUACCUCAUUUUCAUAAACAGCACGCAGAUUACUAAACAAAUCAUGGUAAAUUUUGACAGUCUUUUGCCUUCACGUGCAUCUAUAUUACAUGCAUAUCCUUUUCUCACCAAAGUGAAUAAUGAAAGGUUUUAUGAAUUAACAGUUCACUGAAUUUAGUUAUUGUGCAGGCAACACAUUUUCACAAAAAAUGCCUGUCAACAUCAGAUACCUGUAGUUGACAAUUACAAAAUUAACCUUUGUCAUCAUCGGAGGAUGAGGAGAAAGAGUUUCUGGUAGAUAGGGUGCGAGAGAAUUUACAGCCAGUUCAAAUGAUGUAUGUCCAAUUUUUGACAAACUUUUGAUAACCCACAUGUUCAUAUAGAUACUGCAGGCAGUUUUAUAUUCGCUCCAGUUUCUUUUCACAUUUUCUUAUAGAUAGGUUGAUACAUAUGUAAUGUUACUUUAACAGAUUCAUAUUUAACACCAAAAUUAAAUUGCAACAAAAAUAAGGCUUUAUAUACAAUAUCUGUGAUGUGACAGCCAAAAAGUAACGUUAUUGUUAUACAUACAUGUAUAAGAUUGCUUGAGAUUCGAGGACCAUAAAAGAGGUUGAGAAAAUAAACUUGUGUAUCCGUAUAUAUACCUGUUUCACAGGAACCUUCUGGAGCUCUGUGCAUUACAUUAUCAUUUUUUCCGUAUUGACAGCAUUUAGAAAUCUUAUGAUGAUUCAUUUAAAAUAAUACACAAAUCAUGUUAUUUAGAGUGUGUGAGAAAUAAUCGACAUGUUUUUUUUGUUUUACUAGUAUACUUGGGUAUUUGACCCUGUGGAAUUCUAGAUCUCAAUAAAAUGAUAUAGAAAUGUGAAUAUAUACUCAUACUUGAAGCAAGAUGAUAUGUAGUUCAGCCUCUUUAUGACUUAAAAAACAAAAAUACAUAAUAGAUUAACAUACUUAUCUUACAUAGGGGUAAAUCAAUGUUUAGAAUGUGUAUAUGUUCUGUACUUGUCUUGGUAACAACAGGGUUAAUAUGUUAUAUACUUUAAUUACAAGGAAAGCAAUGAACGCAAAAAACCAGAAAUUUUAUAGGAAUGUGCUUACAAUCGAGAGAAACGAUGUAUUGUUAUUAGAAUUUUCAAUGUUUAAACUGUUUGGUAUUACCUCGGACAAUGUGAUGACAUCAUAUUGCAGGGUGCAGUUUAAAUCAAACCAGAUUAACUGUUACAUAUUCUUUUUGUUUUACUUGCAUACCAUUCCUAAUACACACCGGUAUGUAUUCUAAAUCAUUAUUGUGUUGAUUUCAUUCAGUGAUCCAGUUGUAAUGCAUGUUAAAAUUGAAACCAUUGUUACUUUGUCAGAACUUAAUUAUUUCAGUCAUAUAGACUGAGAUUGUGUGGAAGCCCAGCUUUUUCACAUAUGUACUUACAAUUGACCAAAUACAACAGAUGGUAUAUUGACGCUGGUUACAUAAGUACACUAAAGCACUUCAUAGUGACCAGGUUGUUCAGCCUGCCUCAGGGACUAAGCUUUGGUUAUAGCCCAUUUAAACUCAAUCAAUAGUGGUAGAAACGUGAAUUUCACUAACUUAUUGUAGCAAAACUAAAUAAAUUUUGACCUUUUGCAAGAAAUUGGUACAAACUGUAUAUAUGUAUCUCAAAUCCUUGUGGUUAAUUAGGAACAUACAGCACAUUAUAAACAAAUGAUCUUUUAUUAAUAGAUUUUCUGGAGUUUUAUUUUGCAUCAACUGUAUCAGUUACCACGAAAUUUUUUUUUUAAUCGGCAUCAAGUGAAUGAUUUAGUUGUUGUUUCAGUGUUACUUAGCCAUUCCAGAAAACACUCCGUGUAGUGAUUACACUCCAUGUUUCAUAUUGUGAAUGCAACGGUAGCAGUAAUUGUAUUUGCUUAAUGUUUUUUAUUCAACUGCUAAUAUUAUUUAGUAUCAUAUUAGGUACUUGAUUGUUUCAAUGUCAUUUUGUUUUAUUGUGUGAAAAUUGAAAGAAAAAUAGCAUUAAUCAAAGAAUUUGUAUAUUUAUUAAAAUCAGUGAUUAUUGUAACCUUAAACAUUUGAAAUAAAAUGAAUUCCAAGUG
Molecule: messenger RNA, 15574 nt
Organism: Ostrea edulis (European flat oyster)
Lineage: Eukaryota; Metazoa; Mollusca; Bivalvia; Ostreida; Ostreidae
Product: alpha-1,6-mannosylglycoprotein 6-beta-N-acetylglucosaminyltransferase A-like
Exons: 21
Coding region: 5801-8152 (783 amino acids)
Biological process (GO): protein N-linked glycosylation
Cellular component (GO): Golgi apparatus
Molecular function (GO): alpha-1,6-mannosylglycoprotein 6-beta-N-acetylglucosaminyltransferase activity
Source: RefSeq, a predicted model, not a curated record